Molecule: messenger RNA, 993 nt
Organism: Zasmidium cellare ATCC 36951
Lineage: Eukaryota; Fungi; Ascomycota; Dothideomycetes; Mycosphaerellales; Mycosphaerellaceae
Exons: 2
Coding region: 1-993 (330 amino acids)
Molecular function (GO): methyltransferase activity
Source: RefSeq, a predicted model, not a curated record
AUGGCUCCAGCUUCUUUAGUCGAUCUGUUUGGCGAGACACCACAAGACGCUGCAAAUGCAGUAUACAGGCGGAAUUCUAUCGGCGCCGAUGAGCGUUCACCUACCUAUCAUCAAGAUAAGGAAGCCCAAUAUGUUCUUCCAAACGACUUUCAAGAGCACGUCCGUCUCGAGAUCCAAGCACUGCACCUGUCCAACAUGAUGGGAGGCCAUGUAUUGCAUGCACCAAUCAAGCAUGGCGGAAUUCAACGAAUGCUGGACAUUGGCUGCGGGACUGGUAUCGUGACCGAUCUGAUGUCUGAGAAAUUCCCUCAGGCAGAAUGUAUCGGCCUAGACCUCUCCGCUGUGCCAUCAAUCCGCGAGCACGAGCCGAAUGUCAGUUUCUUCCAGGGAAAUGCAGCCACCAAUUUACCGUCCCAAUGGCGUCCGAUCGAGGAUAGACCCGGUCUGCCUAAAGACUCAGAGCUCUUCGACUACAUCUUCAGCCGCCUGCUGAUAUGUGGAAUGACCGACUGGCCGGCAUUCAUAAGAAAAGAAUAUGAGCUGGUGAAGUCUGGUGGCUGGGUUGAGGUGCACGACGUGGCAUGGGACUGGUACAAUAUCAACGACUCGGUCAUCAGCGAGGACUGGUCGUGGCUGCACACACUAAGCAUGGCUUGCGAGCAGAAGAAAGGCAUGUCCUUUCAGUGCGGCAAGCUCGUUGAGAAAUGGAUGCAAGAAGCUGGGUUCGUUCAGAUCCGUCAAUUUGAAUAUCGGUGGCCGUUCUGUGGGAAUACGGAAGAGACUCCUGAUAUGCGUGCUUUUGGAGAGUACUCGACGACGACGGUGCCGACCAUGUUGCAUCAUAUGAUUCAGAGGACAAUGGACGAUGAGUCGGGAAGUGAGGAGAACCAGCAAGAGAUCGAGGCGAUGCGGGCGGACAUGCGGUGGUGCCUCUUGCCGGAGGCUGGAAAGUAUCAGGUGUUCUAUGUGACGAUUGGUAGAAAGCCUGAAUAG